Molecule: messenger RNA, 5672 nt
Organism: Orcinus orca (killer whale)
Lineage: Eukaryota; Metazoa; Chordata; Mammalia; Artiodactyla; Delphinidae
Gene: CTBP2
Product: C-terminal binding protein 2
Exons: 9
Coding region: 1499-4450 (983 amino acids)
Molecular function (GO): transcription corepressor activity; NAD binding; oxidoreductase activity, acting on the CH-OH group of donors, NAD or NADP as acceptor
Source: RefSeq, a predicted model, not a curated record
AAUUUUCUUUUUUAAACAGUUAAUUCUCUUUAGCUAAAGAUUCUAUAGUUGCAUCUUAGGUUGAGGGACGUAUGGGUGAAGACGAAACACUCAAGUUUAAUGGCUGCAAAUAUGCACACUGUCCCAUUUUUUUAACGUUCUCACUGCACACAGCCCUUGUAGCCUCACGAUUCCCAGCUUUCGUUUCCGUUGUGAAUUCUUUGUCGUGGAACCUGCAGGUGGAAGAUCCCGGUCCAGUCUGUGGUGGUGCUUCUUGGGGACCUGCCUGUAUGUUUAAGAAAAUAUUUUAAUGCUCCUGUGUGGAGCUUCCCUUUAUCUAAAUACCUGCUGUUCUUUGCAUUAUUGCACCUGAAGUCCCCGGAGGGCUAUGUAAAGUCUUAAUCUAUGGGAACAUGGAAAAUGAUCCGCGAGAUCUGAGCCAGGCCAAGCUUGCUAGAAUUCUGCUUUCCUUGCAGACAGAUUUAAACGAAGACACGCCUCAAAUGCAGCCUCCUCCCUCCCAGCUUUGCUUCAUAAUGUUGGGGUCUAGUUGUUGACCUCUGUUGCAGUCUUACAAUGAUAAAUUCUAGAUUACACGCAUGGGUUGUUUUUCCGUCACAGUUGUUGUUUUUCUGGGCAGUAUGAAAGGAUCCGUGUUUUACGAUAAUACGGUAAAGAAUCCAUUUGGACUCGAGCAAUGUAAUAACUCGUUUGAUUCGUAACCAGAGUCAUCUCAGAGCCAGAUUUCAAUAUUGGCAAAGCGUCGGGCUGCAGACCUGGCCCAUCUCUUGGGGAAUCUCAUGCUCUAGAACUGUGCAGGACUUUUUCUUUUUAUCCCGCCUGCCUGUUCACAUUUAAUUUGUUCUUAGCCGUGUGCAAUGGAUUAACGUUUCAUCAGGGUAGAUUAAGAGUGAAUCGACAUUAAAGCAGUCUUUUUCUAUUUUCCUCCUGUCACUGUCAGGCGAUCAGAGGCGGUGGGGGCACCUUCGGGAGGGGGAGGGAGUACUCGUCCAAAAAGUGCCCUGGUGAGGACGGGGGAGAUAAGCCGGAGCUUCAGUGUGAACAUAAGUCCCAGUUGCGGGUCGAGAGGCCUGGUUGGAGCCCGCAGCCGGUUUCAUCAGUCUAACGAGAUGUCACAUGGAACAAAAGCUUUCGGGGUUUUAUUUAGCUCCUAAUCCGCACGCUGAGAGAGCCGAGGUCCAUGUGAGCGCACCAGCCGGGAGGGGGGCCCGGCGGGCUGGAGGCAGCCUCCUUUCUGGGACUGAGCCGUAAAGAAAAGACCUCUGGCGCUACCAUUGGAGAGUGAGGCAAAGUUACCGUGAGUGUUGUGUUUUGUCUACUAAGGUUUCGGAGGAUUAAUAAUUUAGGCCAUACUUUGAAAUAGAAAACCCACAGUUGGUUGUCCCUGCUGUCUUGGAAGGGAUAGAAUACAGCCGGGUCUGGGUUUGAUGUAUGUAAUUGAAGAUUCGUAAAGAAAGGCUUCCUCCUCUGCCUUGGCCGUAGUCAUUUUUUUUUUCCAAUGCCGGUUCCCAGCAGGCAUAUAAAUAUCAGUCGAUCUCAGAGCUGGGAUGCUGCCGGGUGGUACGAGGGCCCCUGGGAGAUCGCUGAGGCUCUGGGGAGGAGAAGCUCCCUGACGGACAGAGGCGGAGAGGGACCUUGGUACGAGCGACCGAACCCUGGGCUGCAGGAUGUCACCAUGCCCGGGGCCGCCGAGCCCUGCCGCUACCGGGAGGCCUUCUACAACUCGGUGGCCGGAAGGAAGAGCUCUGCUCCCGACUUUGCCUUUUACGACAGCAGACAGGCAGUGAUGUCAGCUCGCAGGGCCCUGCUGCCGCGGGAUUACUACAGCGACCCGGCCGGAGCCGCCCGGGCCCCCAGAGAGCCUCAGCACCAUCACGACCCGGGAGCUGGCCAGCCGCUGCCCGGUUAUGGAGCGCUGGGCAGCAGGAUGACAUGGGAGCCAGUGCAAGGCCGGGCCCCUGUCCUGCAGGACGCCGGUCACCUGUACCGGGAUCCCGGAGGUAAAAUGAUCCCUCAGGGACAGCGAUCGCAGAGCGAGGCCCCAUUGCCUGCGCGGUACUCGGGGGAGCUGGCCGACAGCAGGUUUGGGGCGGAGGCGCCCGCCUACCCUGCCAGCCAGGUCUACAGCGAUGUGGGCGAGAGGCCUAUGGAUUCCGCCACCGCUGCCAGGCAGGCGGCCCCCACGUGCCUGGUCGUGGACCCUGGAGCGGCUGCUGCUUCCGAUGCCAGCCUGCGAACAGCCCCGGGCACCCUGAACCGAGGCUACGGACCUGCCCGGGAAAGCGUCUACCCCAGGACGCCUUAUGAGAAUUGCGAGGCCGACCUGUCCGCCUACCGGGGGCCCGGCGGCAGCAAGAGGAGUGCGAUGCCCGAGUUCCUGGCCUUCCUGAGGGCGGAGGGCGUGGCCGAGGCCACGCUGGUGGCCCUGCUGCAGCAGGGCUUCGACUCCCCGGCCGUCCUGUCCACAAUGGAGGAUGCAGACAUCAAGUGUGUGGCGCCCAACCUGGGCCAGGCCCGCGUCCUGAGCCGUCUGGCCAGCAGCUGCAGGACGGAGAUGCAGCUGCGCAGGCAGGGCCGGGGAGGCUCCCUGCCCCGGACGCGCUCCAGCAGCUUGAGCCACCGAAGCGAGCUCCACGGUGACUUGUCUGGUCUGGACGCCUCGGCCCUGCGGCCCCAGCCGGCGGGGCCCCUGCAGGCGACCUCCCCGCAAGCUGCAGACCCCACUCGCCGCCCCUCCAGCGCGCCAUCCCAGCAUCUCCUGGAGACCGCGGCUACCUACUCUGCCCCGGGGGUGGGCGCCCAAGUCCCCCACCUUCCCUCCAACUCUGGGUACAGCUCUCCCACCCCUUGCGCCCUGACAGCGCGGCUGGGCCCUACGUAUCCCCUGCAGGCCGGGGUGGCCUUGACUAACCCGGGCCCCAGAACUGCCUACUCCACAGCGUACACGGUGCCCAUGGAGCUGCUGAAGCGGGAGCGUGGGGCGGUGGCGUCUCCCCUGCCUAGCUCCCACAGCAGCCCCCAGCUCCUGCGGAAGCCCAACCUCCCCCCGGAGCCCUCCACCCUGCUGCCGGCCAGCCAGAGCCUCCACACGCCCCACUCGCCCUACCAGAAGGUGGCCCGGCGGACGGGGGCCCCCAUCAUCGUGUCCACCAUGCUUGCACCAGAACCAAGUAUCCGCCCCCAGAUCAUGAACGGCCCCCUGCACCCGCGCCCCCUGGUGGCGCUGCUCGACGGCAGAGACUGCACCGUGGAGAUGCCCAUCCUGAAGGACCUGGCCACCGUGGCCUUCUGUGACGCACAGUCCACACAGGAGAUCCACGAGAAGGUUUUAAAUGAGGCUGUCGGCGCCAUGAUGUACCACACCAUCACCCUCACCAGGGAGGACCUGGAGAAGUUCAAGGCCCUGAGAGUGAUCGUGCGGAUAGGCAGCGGCUACGACAACGUCGACAUCAAGGCUGCAGGCGAGCUCGGGAUCGCCGUAUGCAACAUCCCGUCCGCGGCAGUGGAAGAGACGGCCGACUCCACCAUCUGCCACAUUCUGAACCUGUACCGGCGGAACACGUGGCUGUACCAGGCGCUGCGGGAAGGCACGCGGGUGCAGAGCGUCGAGCAGAUCCGGGAGGUUGCCUCGGGGGCAGCCCGCAUCCGCGGGGAGACGCUGGGCCUCAUUGGCUUCGGUCGCACGGGGCAGGCGGUUGCCGUUCGAGCCAAGGCCUUUGGAUUCAGCGUCAUAUUUUAUGACCCCUACUUGCAGGAUGGGAUAGAGCGGUCCCUGGGCGUGCAGAGGGUCUACACCCUGCAGGACUUACUGUAUCAGAGCGACUGCGUCUCCUUGCACUGUAAUCUCAACGAACAUAACCACCACCUCAUCAAUGACUUUACUAUAAAGCAGAUGAGGCAAGGAGCAUUCCUAGUGAACGCGGCCCGCGGCGGACUGGUGGAUGAGAAAGCCUUAGCCCAAGCCCUCAAGGAAGGCAGGAUACGAGGGGCGGCCCUCGACGUGCACGAAUCGGAGCCUUUCAGCUUUGCUCAGGGUCCCCUGAAGGACGCACCGAAUCUCAUUUGUACACCCCACACGGCCUGGUACAGUGAGCAAGCCUCCCUGGAGAUGAGGGAGGCGGCCGCCACCGAGAUCCGCCGGGCCAUCACAGGUCGCAUCCCAGAGAGCUUAAGAAACUGUGUGAACAAGGAAUUCUUUGUCACAACAGCUCCCUGGUCAGUAAUAGAUCAGCAAGCAAUUCAUCCAGAGCUCAAUGGUGCCACAUACAGAUACCCGCCAGGCAUCGUGGGUGUGGCUCCGGGAGGACUUCCUGCAGCCAUGGAAGGGAUCAUCCCCGGAGGCAUCCCGGUAACCCACAACCUCCCCACGGUGGCACACCCUUCCCAAGCUCCCUCUCCCAACCAGCCCACAAAACACGGGGACAGUCGAGAGCACCCCAACGAGCAAUAGCAGAGAGUGACGGAAGGUAACCAUUCAGAUACACCUGGGACCAAGAGACAGUGAAAAAUAGAUGAACUAAGAGAAAAGGAAUCUGACAGUCUUUUUAACUGAUUCUGGACAUACGCAUCAUUGACGUUGCAGUGUUAAAACUACAAAGGAGCUCGAAGCCGAGACGUGGGAAAACUGAAGAUGUCGUCUGCUUGUGGAAGCGCUGAAAAAGACUAGGACGUGAUUUAUUAACGACCAACUUCUGUUAUUGUGUGUUAAGUUUUUCAUCUGUGCAUCAAAUCACAAAGAAUAAAUAGAUCUUUUUCCUUUAUCAGUCCCUUGGACACAGCAGGUCCUGAACACCUUGCUCUAGAAUGUUGCAUCAGGAGUUCCAAACAUCAAAAUAAAAAAUAUUAAGAGGAAAUCCCCAUCCUAUGACUCUAGUCCCUUCGGUCCACGGGGGCUGGUUACCUCUUUUGCUAAUAGGAAGAUUAAAUUACUACAAAAUGGGGAGAAAACUGUUUGCCUGUGUUAGACAACCGCGAGCAUAGGAUUGAAGACAGUACAGGCUCCCGUACAGAGAAGUCUCUCCCAUCUGAACUGCAUACUGAGCGGGCAAGUUGGUUGUGAGUUCAGUAAAAACCCUCUGAUGAUGCAAAAAAAAAAAAAAAAAAAAAAAGUAUUAAGUUUCACAAGCUGUUUGUACUCAAAUAUAUUUUCUCAGUUUCAGAUCCUCAGCUAUUUUAUUGAGUGGAAAGUCUUGAACUAAAAGGGUUCAAGAAGAAUAAUGUUGCAUUUCCUUAUGUCUCAGGAAACACUUUUUAUGGUAACUUGUCAGAUUGUCUAUGAACAAACCCACUUUUUUAGACAUUGAUAAAGUCUUCUUUUCUUCACGUGAUAUUUUAUACAAGAACACUUCAGGUGUGUUAUUAGAUGUGACUGAUUUUAACAAAUCCUAUUAGAUUUGUAUCAACUAGUUACAUGUUAUAUUCAUAGUCUUUUGUGAAUCAUCGCCUUUUUGUUUAAAAGAUGGCCUAUUUUGAGCCUUUGUAUAGGUACAUUCCUGUUUUUGUGACAAAAAAACCUUUAAAACUGUCCCAAACAGAAAAAUAAUGGCUAUCAGAAAUAUGUUUUGUUUUAGUGUGAGUUACCGUUACUGUAUUUGUUUAUUGUAAAGGUGGACAUUUAGCGUUCAGUGCAGUUUUCAAUAAAAAGUAAUAAAAAUUUCUGUUAAGCUCUGAAA